AUGGCGUUCACGCUGGUGGGAGCCUUCAAGGGCCUGUCCCUCGCGUCCUCCUCCUCCUUCCUCCGCGGCGACCGCGCCGCGCUCCCCGGCGGCACCACCGGGGGCGUGGGCGUGGCGACGCUGCCGGCGCGCGGGCUGACCAUCCAGAUGGCGCACAAGAAGGGGGCCGGAAGCACCAAGAACGGCAGGGACUCCAAGGGCCAGCGCCUCGGGGUCAAGAUUUACGGCGACCAGCUCGCCAAGCCCGGCGCCAUCAUCAUCCGCCAGCGCGGCACCAAGGUUUAUCCUGGAAAUAAUGUUGGAAUGGGCAAGGAUCACACCCUCUUUUCCUUGAUUGAUGGACUUGUCAAGUUUGAGAAAUAUGGACCGGACAGGAAAAAGGUAAGCGUCUACCCAUAUGAGAAACAGCCUGAGAACCCAAACAGUUACAGAGCAAGGAAGAGAGAGAACUUCCGCUUGCAGCGCGAACGCUUGAAGGCCAGAGCAGAGGGAACUUAUGAACCAGAAUUGGUAUUGGCAGCUGCAGAUGCAAGUGUUGAGGUCAAUGCAGACUGCUGA
Messenger RNA from Triticum turgidum subsp. durum (durum wheat), 558 nucleotides. The record is from the annotation of a GenBank genome assembly. Lineage: Eukaryota; Viridiplantae; Streptophyta; Magnoliopsida; Poales; Poaceae.